CGUUAAACCAGCCAAGCAGCCAUAUCAGCAAUAAUGUAGCUUUAUUCGCCCGAGGAGCUACAGGGUUUGAACUUCAAGACAAAGCGAAACAACAACUAAAGGAUGACUGCGUUUAAACUAUCCCGAUAUACUUACAAUGUCGUGUCUCUCUCAGUUAACGGCAAAAUUUUGGCCAGGCAGCAGCACACCAGCUGGAGUUCAGACCACCACUAUGGCACGUUGUAUCCAGGUCACAUCCAAACCAGCCCUCUUCAAAAAGCUCUGCUGGCUGUGGGAUCUGGAGUAGCUGCUCUGCAGAAUCCCUACAGACACGAUAUGGUGGCAGUGCUUGGGGAGACAACCGGGCACCUGGCCCUGAUCAAACUAAGGAACAGGUUGAGGAAUGACCCUGAAGGUUACACCAUUCUCAAAGAACGUCCAAGGAUCCGCCUGUCUACACUGGACAUUUCCAGUAUGUCCACUCUUCCAGAUGGUUCUCUAGGAAGAGAAUAUCUCAGAUUCCUGGAUGAGAAUAAAGUCACGCCUGACACACGCGCUGAUGUGAAGUUUGUUGAUGAUGAAGAACUAGCAUAUGUGAUGCAGCGAUACAGAGAGGUGCAUGAUCUACUACAUACAUUGCUAGGCAUGCCAACCAAUAUGCUUGGUGAAGUUGCAGUUAAGUGGUUUGAGGCUGCUCAGACAGGUCUUCCCAUGUGCAUUCUGGGAGCAGCCCUGGGUCCACUUCGUCUGUCCACCAGACGUCUUCAAAAGCUCAUGGGGUCUUUUGGGCCAUGGGCUCUGCGCAGUGGCAGCCGUGCACGUUGUGUACUGAGUGUUUUUUACGAGCGCCGCUGGGAGCAGAACCUGGAAGAACUCAGAGAGGAGCUCAACAUAGAGCCGCCGCCCAUCACCCUGUCUGCGAACAGCAAGAAAGUGUCCUAGCACACUUAUUUCCCCUUUUAGCUAAUAAUGCUUUUCCUCUGGACAGUGUGGUACAGCAUGGUUCGUUUACAAAUUUCCAUUGUUUUUCCAUGGAAUUCUAUUUCCAUUGUCAUGUGACCCGUAACGUGCAGCAGAGUGCAUGUACAAAUCCGAACCCAGAUCUAUCCAUACCCUGGUCAAGUGUCUGUUUCCCAUCUCACAACAGCACUGUGAAAGUGCUUCAGGUUCUGAUUUACAUUUUACUGAGCAUUUAGUUUUAUGUGAAAAGUCACAAACAGCAGUUUUAGCUAGCUUUUUUUUAUGCAGUUGUCUAACUCACAUGACAACACACGGUGACAGCUGCAUUUAACCAAUCAGAAGUCUGUGUCAUUUUUAGCUUCAACGGUGCAUUCCAGCUCAGAACCCUUGUUACCCCAGUGAGAAGGGCAACUAAAUUCAGCACGGGUACUCAGGAACAGUAUGGGUCACUUGGCAAUGGAAAGUGAUGAGAACAUGCGUGAUCAUGUGUACCGUACAGUACCACCCUGGUGGGAAAACAACAUGGUGAAUUUGGUUAUCCUUCUUGCCAAGGUAAAAUUGGACAGGGCCUUGAAUAUUCUAGAAUGGAAUACAGACACAAUGCAGCGACUGACUAUUAGACAAGCUGCCUCAAGUCUAGAGGAUUUUGCUUUCAUUGGAUUCAUUUACUCCUCUAUAUUUCAAGCUUUUAAGAAACAUUGUAUCAGCCCUAAAUAAUUAUUAAGUGUCAUAUGCAGAUGCAUACUGCCCAAAUGCUUCCUUCUGCUGGUUCCAGCCUUCUGCUUUAUGUUUAUGGAAUGAUGAUGAAUGAAAUGUUGGUUUUCUUUGCUUAACCUGAUCUCGAGUCAUACGGUCAUACGAUCUCACAUGAUCAACUGUUAUGCUCAGACUGAAUUCAUGCAACGUGUGGUCACAGAACCAAAAACACAAGACCAAGGAGAAGCCCCAGUAUUAUCUGCUGCAUUAACACUGACCAAAAAGCAUUCUGGGAAAACAAGAUGAGUAUUAAUUGAUUUAGCACUAGUUCUCCAGUUUUGACAAGUUUUUGGUAAACAUCAUGGUUCAAAUGAAAAGGUGUUCAUAGUAAUUGUUAUCCAUUUUGAAGGGAUGUGAAUAUUUUUAAACAGUUAUCUAGGAAAUACCUUGGGAAAUACCAAGGAAAGACUGAUAAAGCCUCAAACUUUAACUGUCAGCACAUCUUUGUGGCACACCGAUACAAAAAUAAAGUGGUAUUUUCUUUGUCAUAA
This is a messenger RNA of Colossoma macropomum (tambaqui), 2186 nucleotides long. It is a transcript of the gene coq4, whose product is annotated as coenzyme Q4 homolog (S. cerevisiae). Bases 103 to 921 code for a protein of 272 amino acids. Lineage: Eukaryota; Metazoa; Chordata; Actinopteri; Characiformes; Serrasalmidae. The record is from RefSeq and is a predicted model, not a curated record. The transcript is spliced from 7 exons. Gene Ontology annotation, cellular component: mitochondrion; mitochondrial inner membrane. Gene Ontology annotation, biological process: ubiquinone biosynthetic process.